This is a messenger RNA of Rubroshorea leprosula, 880 nucleotides long. The record is from the annotation of a GenBank genome assembly. NCBI's taxonomy places the organism in Eukaryota, Viridiplantae, Streptophyta, Magnoliopsida, Malvales, Dipterocarpaceae.
CCACCACAAAAUCUUCAUUCCUCCUACACCUUCCAAAAAAUGGAUUCCCUUUCCAUCAAAAAAUCUCUACUAACCAUCCUUCUUGCCUGCAUUGUCUUGGCCACGGUGCCAGGGAAUGUGAUGGCUCAGUCCGUGGUCAGCAUUGUCACACCUCAAUUCUUUAAUGGCAUCAAGAACAAUGCUCUGGCAACUUGUGCUGGGAAGAGCUUUUACACCCGGGAAGCCUUCCUCCGUGCUCUCAGCUCCUUCCCUAACUUUGGAAAACUAGGCUCUGCCGAUAACAACAAGCGCGAGAUCGCUGCUUUCUUUGCCCAAGUCUCACAUGAGACCGGAUCUUUCUGUUACAUUGAAGAGAUUGACAAGAGUCACAAAUACUGCCAAUCAAUUACUAAGUACCCAUGUGCUCCGGGCAAGUCCUACUAUGGCCGAGGUCCACUCCAGCUAACCUGGAAUGUGAACUACGGAGCAGCCGGAAAGGCUCUGGGGCUGGAUUUGCUGAACAAACCUGAAACUGUGUCCACUAACCCUGUUGUGUCAUUUAAGACUGCAUUAUGGUACUGGAUGACCGCAGUACGUCCUGUGGUGGGGCAAGGGUUUGGUGCAACGACUCGUGCUGUCAAUGGUCCAGUUGAAUGUGAUGGAAAACGACCUGAUCUGGUUCAGGCCAGGGCUAACCUCUACACCAGCUACUGUACCCAGCUUGGUGUUUCUUCUGGAACCAAUCUCCUAUGUUAGGCUAUCACAUACCUUUGUACCAGAAAAUAGGAAUACUAUUUUCUUGAAAUAAUGUUAGAGAGGCUUGUUGUGAGGCCUGAAAUAAAACGAGAUGUUUAAUUAUGAAAAACAUAUUUGAGAUUUCUAAUAAAAUGUUUCAUUGAUG